Messenger RNA from Lytechinus variegatus (green sea urchin), 1851 nucleotides. RefSeq names its product NADP-dependent oxidoreductase domain-containing protein 1-like (gene noxred1). Gene Ontology annotation, biological process: L-proline biosynthetic process. The transcript is spliced from 5 exons. The coding region runs from base 14 to 1126 and encodes 370 amino acids. NCBI's taxonomy places the organism in Eukaryota, Metazoa, Echinodermata, Echinoidea, Temnopleuroida, Toxopneustidae. Gene Ontology annotation, molecular function: pyrroline-5-carboxylate reductase activity. The record is from RefSeq and is a predicted model, not a curated record.
CUUGGAAACCGAAAUGGCGUCUGUUGUGGCCGCAAAUUCUCUUGGAAAUUUGAGUGACAUUACCAAGGAUUUACCUUCUUUACAGUUUGAAAAUGCUUUGUCAGAAGAUGAGAAGGGACCUUAUCUCGCCCUUAGAAAGAGAUCUCAUGCAAUCACCGUAUCAGCAUGUGCUCAAGCGGCUUAUUUUGUGGCAGUAUUAAAUGAAGCUCGACAGAAGAUCCUUCACUUGAAAACUCCACAACAAUCAAAGUCAUCCAAAUUUUUGCAGAAAGCGCCCCCCAGAGAUCCUGUGAAGAUAGGGAUCAUUGGAUGCGGACGAAUAGGGAACCAUUUGGCUAAUUGUCUUCUCACAUAUGCAGAUGUUUUGCCACAAGAGCUGGUAAUAUCUACACGGCGACCAGAAACACUGGCCCAGUUGAAGAAGAAGGGGAUAGAAUGCUUCUAUGACAAUGUAAAGGUGGCAUCCUCGGUGCAUCUGCUCUUCCUCUGCGUGCUUCCAUCACAGAUGGCCACAGUAGCUGAUGAUAUCUGCACCGUCAUCCCACCACAUUGCACCAUCUACACCUUCCUGAGCUCAGUGCCCAUUCCGCGGUUGAGACGCAUGUUGGACGCUCAGGCCAUCAUUAGGCCAGAGUUUACCUGGGAGCGAUCAGGGGAAGGAGGAGAGGGGAUGGUAUGGGACUGCACCAAGGAUGUCUGUAUCACUCUGGAGAACCAAGAACAGGUUGAGAUGACAUGUCCACUUGCUGAGCAGAGGCGUUCUAUUGUCCAGACAAAAGAGAAGUGGGCGGAGAUGGUACUCUACUCAUUUGUCAACAUGUGUACCAGGGAAGGUCUAGAGAAACAACAGACCAUUGCGGUCACCAACGAAGUUAUCCUGGGGCAGUCGUCCAGUCAGGAAUACCCCACAGAAUUUAGGGCAAUGGAUUUCACGCGACGCCCAACCUUAUUUCCAGUGUUCGAUAUGUCUGCUGUGGCAGCCAACCAGACACCUUUGACACAAACCAUCACUGAAAACCAACAACUGAGGGCGCUCUUUGUCAAGAAGUACAAGAACGUAUUCGAUAAGUUCUACUACUGGAAGGGCAUCAAACAGAUUAAACCAAAAACUCAGGAAAUCACGUGACCAAAUACCAAUCAUGAGAUUUUAGAAUCAUAAACUGAUAUGCAUCGUAAUAGAUCUAUUUUUAUAUCACAAUAACUUUCCAUCGUUAUUGACCUUCCUGAUUGUUUAAUAAGAAAUUUACAAAUUGUUGUUUUUAUAUGUCGCAUUUUAUUUGUGCUCACAUUCCCUUAAAAGAAUGUCUGUACUAAAAUAUUGAGAAUAAUAUGAAUAGUAUUAUUUAUUUAAUGGAAGUAAAUGGUAUAACAUAGUCAGAGUAAAGAAGGGCAGUAGUCUACCUUUCUUAAUGUGACAAAAGGUGGCGCUGUUGUAAAUUAUCAGAGAGAUCACAUUUACGAUCAAUUAAAAAUAGACAUGUAGGAUCUUUAUGAAAAGUUAAUUUGGAUUUAGUUUCACGAACAACCUCACACCAUUAGGGCUUGAGUGCCUUUUAGUGUGAAAUAUAUCAAAGAUUUUAUUCUCUCCAAGUCUUCCAUUAUAUUUAUAUAUAUAAAAAAAAACAGGGACAUAAUUCUGGUUCAAAUUUAGUAAUUUUCAUCCAAAAUCAGAAAUUAGCUUCCUUCAGAGCGUCGAGUAAAAUACCAUACAUGUAGGAAAUAUAUAAAAAUAUUAUUACAUAUACCUGAAUGUGUACACGUUUACAUAAUGGCUACAAACAAAUCUACACAAAGCUUCCAUUUUAUUAUGCUACAUUACAAGUUACUUGAAUGGUCAAUACAGACGUGGUU